AUGUCCAAACGCACGCUAGACACAUUCUUCAAACCAGCAGCCACACCCAACUCCACAAAACGAGCCAAACCAGACUCCAACGAUGCACCACCGUCACAACCACCGGACGAAGAUAUCGGUCCCCCAGACACGCAUCCCAGCUACCCGAUUCCAAUCCCCCAACUCCCCUCCCACAUCUCAGUCAGUCUCACACACGGCACACCCGCAAAACAACCCCGCGCCAUAAACAACCAGCCAGAUCUAGACCUACUCUAUUUCCAACCAUACAUAACUCGGCCAACAGCCAACGAACUCUUCAAGUUCCUCCGCCGCGAACUACCCUUCUACCGGGUCAAAUACACGAUUAAGCGCGGGGGCAUCGAAACGGAAAUAAACACACCUCGCUACACGACCGUUUUCGGGGUAGACGAAACGUCUAAGUUCAGCUUAACGCCUACCAAUGAUCCCCCAGAGGACAAAGACGAAGACAAAGAUUUACUCCCACAUACCACAAACCCCCAAACCAACUCACCACCACCACCACCAGCAACCCCGCUAUCAUCCCUCACUCUAAUCGACACAAUCUCCAAAACCCCCAUCCGCACAACCAAAUACCAAUACACACCCCGCCCUAUCCCAACAUGUCUCGCGCACCUCAAAAACCUAGUCGAAUCUGCAACGGGCGCUCACUACAACUUCUGUCUGGUGAACUACUACUCCACCGGUAACGACAGUAUAACAUUCCACUCCGACGACGAGCGCUUCCUCGGCGCGAACCCAGACAUCGCAUCGUUGAGUCUAGGCGGAGAACGCGAGUUUGUGAUGAAGCAUAAACCACCACCGCAGGGGCAGAGUUACACGGCACCCGCUACACCCGCCACGCAGUCUACGCAGUCGUUAAAGAUGCCCCUCUCGUCGGGCGAUAUGGUCGUCAUGCGGGGGCCCACACAGUCCCAUUGGAUGCAUAGUAUUCCCAAACGAAAAGGGCGGGGUGGUGAUGCAGUACGGGGACGAAUUAAUAUUACCUUUCGGAGGGCGAUGGUCCCCGCGGGAACGAAUAAUUAUUAUCGAUAUAAUGUUGGGGAGGGGCCCGUUUGGAGAUGGGAUGAGGGGAGGCAGGAGAUGGUCAUGAUGGAAAGUGGUGGAGGGGAGAAGGAUGGGGACGGUGAGUAG
Messenger RNA from Penicillium brasilianum, 1152 nucleotides. The record is from the annotation of a GenBank genome assembly. NCBI's taxonomy places the organism in Eukaryota, Fungi, Ascomycota, Eurotiomycetes, Eurotiales, Aspergillaceae.